Neltuma alba is the source of this 4623-nucleotide messenger RNA. RefSeq names its product putative pentatricopeptide repeat-containing protein At1g74580. Gene Ontology annotation, molecular function: protein binding. The transcript has 3 exons. Lineage: Eukaryota; Viridiplantae; Streptophyta; Magnoliopsida; Fabales; Fabaceae. The coding region runs from base 109 to 3462 and encodes 1117 amino acids. The record is from RefSeq and is a predicted model, not a curated record.
UGAGGGUCUGGGGCGGAGACUAUCUUCAGAAAGCACAUCGCAAAGAACUGCCCUUUUCUCAGUCGGAAGAAACUAUCUUCUCGGCCUUUGAGGAUCUCACUACUUAACAUGUUGCGCACAGCUACAGGGUAUGCCUUCUCCAGACUUCAUCCCUUUCUUCCAUCUUCUUUCCUUCUCUCCUUCCCUAAUUCCCUCCAUCUCAAUUUCUCUGCUUCUUCUCGAGCCCUAAACGCAAAUAACGUUGACGAAGCCGUCACUUCAUUUUAUCAGUUGCUCCAUAUGCGACCUUUACCUUCCAUAUUUCAAAUUAAUAAGCUUUUAGGAUCGAUUGCUAAGACGAAACGUUAUCGCACUGCCAUCUCACUUUUGGCACAUGUGGAUCUCAUGGUAUUCACACCUGAUUUAGUUACCCUGAACAUCUUGAUCAAUUGUUACUGCCAGAUGGGUGAGAUGCAUUCGGCAUUUUCAGUAUUAGGGAAGAUUUUCAAGAUGGGUAUUCAACCGGAUACCAUAACUUGGACAUCCCUAAUGAAAGGACUUUGUAUUAGGAAAAAGAUUGAGGAAGCGCUGGACUUACUUGACAUACUAAGGGCCAAAGGAUUUCAGUUAGAUGGAAUGAGUUAUGGGACCUUGAUCAAUGGGUUACAUAAAACUGGGAAAACAAGGUGCGCCAUCAACUUGCUCAAACAGAUGGAGAAAGGGGUAAUUAAGCCUAAUUUAAUCAUGUAUAAUACAGUCAUUGAUGGCCUUUGUAAAGAUGGAGAUGUAACAGAGGCAUAUGAUUUAUAUUUUCAAAUGAUUGAGCGUGGGGUCUUGCCAGAUCUUAUCACUUACAACUCUCUUGUUCAUGGCUUCUUGAGCACGGGCAAGUGGCAAGAGGCCACACAAGUUCUCCAUGAGAUGGCAUUUCAAGACAUCAAAUUUGAUGUUUAUACAUAUAACAUAUUGGUUGAUGCAUAUGGUAAAGAAGGAAGAAUCAUAGAAGCCGAAACUGUGUUUGGUAUGAUGAUGAAAUGUGGUGGGAGACCUGACAUUGUAACUUUUAAUAGUUUAAUGAAUGGCUAUUGUUUGAUGAAUAAAAUUAGUGAGACAAAGGAGGUGUUCAAUAAGGUGGUUCAGAGUGGCUGGACUCCUGAUGUAGUUUGUUAUGGAAUCUUGAUCAAUGGAUUAUGUAAGGUUAAAAUGGUUGAUGAAGCCAUGGAUUUCUUUGAAGAGAUGCGUCGCAAGAAUAUUGUUCCCAAUGAAGUUAUUUACAGUUCUCUUAUUGAUGGUUUGUCCAAAUCAGGGAGAAUGCUAGCUGCGCAGGAUCUGUUUUCGGAUAUGCUUGACCAUGGUCAUGCUCCUGAUAUAAUCACCUAUAAUAUUUUAUUAGAUGCAUUUUGCAAAAACCAGAAUCUUGACAUGGGGAUUGCGUUAAUCAAGAAAGGUGUCGGCAGAGGAAUUUGGCCUUGUGUAUACACAUUCAGUAUACUUAUUGAUGGUUUGUGUAAAGGUGGUAGACUAAAUACUGCACGAGAGAUUUUUCAGUACCUUUCAAUGAAAGGCCAUCUUCUAAAUGUCUGCACUUAUAACAUUAUGAUCAAUGGCCUUUGUAGAGAAGGCUUGCUUGAUGAAGCUAUGGCAUUGCUUCCAGAAAUGAAAGAGAUUGGCUGUCUCCCUGAUAAAAUUACAUGUAAUAUACUCAUGCAAGCUCUUUUGGAAAAAAGUGAGAAUGGGGAGGCAGAAAAGUUUAUUCAUGAAAUGAUUAGUAAUGGUCUUCUCAUACGACCUUUGUUUGGGUAUCUCGUUGUUCAGAUUAACAUGUUAUGUGCAUCUACAAGGUAUGCCUCCCCCAAAUUUCCUCACUUUCUUCUCUCUUCUAUCCUUUUCUCUUCCUCUUACUCCCUCAAUCUCAAGUUCCAUACUCAUACCCGAACCCCUAUUGCAAAUAACAUCGACGACGCCGUCGCUUCAUUCCAUCGGUUACUUCAUAUGCGUCCCCCACCCUCCAUAAUCCAAAUUAAUAAGCUUUUGGGAUCAAUUGCAAAGGCUAAACAUUAUCGCACUGCUAUCUCUCUGUAUGCACAAGUAGAGUUGAAGGGAUUUACACCUUGUUUGUUUACACUGAGCAUCUUGAUCAACUGUUACUGCCAUGUAGGUCAGAUGUAUUCGGCUUUCUCAAUAUUGGGGAAGAUUCUGAAGAUGGGUCUUCAACCCAAUAUUAUAACUUUGACUGCGCUAUUGAAAGGACUCUGUUUUAAUAACAAGGUUGAGAAAGCACUGCACUUCUAUGAUGAGCUAAUGGCAAAAGGAUUUCAGUUAGAUGAGGUUAGUUAUGCCAUUUUAUUUGAUGGGUUGUGUAAAAGAGGAAAAACAAGGUAUGUCAUUAAGUUACUUAAGAAGAUGGAGGAUCAGGGAAUUAAGCCUGAUGUAGUUAUCUACAAUACAAUCAUUGAUGGCCUCUGCAAAGAGGGACAUGUAACUGAAGCACGUGAUUUUUGUUUUAAAAUGAGUGAUCAUGGAAUUAUUCCAAAUAUUGUCACUUACAGUUCCCUAAUCCAUGGUUUCUAUAGCAUGGGGCAAUGGCAGGAAGCUACUGAGUUGCUUCAUGAAAUGAUAUUAAAGGACAUCAAACCAAAUAUUUAUGUCUAUAAUAUAUUGGUUGAUGCAUUUUGUAAAAAAAGAAAGAUUACAGAAGCCCAAGCUGUGUUUGCUAGGAUGAUGAAAUGUGAUGAGAGACCUGAUGUUGUUACUUUCAAUGCCUUAAUGGAUGGGUGUUGUUUGAUGGAUAACAUUAAUGAGUCAAAGGAAGUAUUCACCAGGAUGGUCCAAAGAGGGUUGACACCUGAUGUAUUUACUUACAAUAUCUUGAUUAAUGGAUUAUGUAAGAUUAAAAUGGUUGAUGAAGCUUUAGAUAUGUUUAGAGAAAUGCAUCACAAAAACUUGGUUCCCGAUGAUGUAACUUAUAAUUCUCUUAUUGAUGGCUUGUGCAAAUUAGGGAGAAUGUCAUAUGCGCAAGAUCUUUUUCUUCAUAUGCAUAAUAGCGGCCAUACUCCUGACAUAAUCACUUAUAAUAUUAUGUUAGAUGGAUUUUGCAAAAGUCAGAAUAUUGACAAGGGGAUUGCAUUAGUCAAGGAAGCUGUUGACCAAGGAAUUUGGCCUAGUGUGUACACAUACAAUAUACUGAUUGAUGGAUUGUGUAAAUGUGGUAGACUAAAUGAUGCACAAGGAAUUUUUAAGUACCUUUUAAUCAAAGGCCAUCAUUUGGAUAUCUGCACUUACAACAUUAUGAUCAAUGGCCUUUGUAUAGAAGGUUUACUUGAUGAGGCUAUGGCAUUGCUUCAAAAAAUGAAAGAGAAUGGCUGCCUCCCUGAUUCAAGAACAUAUGAAACACUUAUUCGAGCUCUUUUGAAAAUAAGCGAGAAUGAUGAGGCAGAGAAGCUCAUUUAUGAAAUGAUCAACAGUGGUUUACGAGAACGAUAAAACUUCGUUCAAGACAUUCAUGCUGUACCAAAGCAAUGGCCUUGACAUAUAUUAUUAUGGUCGAUGGGCUUUGUGAGAGGCUUGUUUGGGAGAAAGAUGGUCUUGGUUUAAAAAAUAAAAGCGAAUGCCUCUGCCUCUUGGAUGCCACAACUUUUCACUCAGUUGCUCAAACUGUCUUAGAAAAGAAUGAAGGAUGAAAAGGCUAAUAAAAGUCCUUGGCAUAUGAUUGUCCCUUGGCGUAUGAUUGUCGAAGUCUGAUGUCUUCUUACAAAAUGGAGGAUGACAAGGCUAACAAGGUCAGAUACUUUAGUUUUGAGUUCAUACUUACUUUAAUGGUGAAUUUGCCAAGUGGUUUGCAAAUCCUUGUUUCUUUUGGCCUCAAAAAGUUGUGCUACACAACAGCCUUUAAGUUGUGGAGGAAGUUGUGAUCAAUUCAUUGUAAAAAACUUAUUUUGAUAUUAUACUCUUCCCAGUGCUCUAGCAGUUAAUAUUUUGAGUUCAAAGACUGAACAGGCUGCUGAAGCAGGGGUGCUAAACAAGAGGAUGGAGCCCCACCAGUACACUUCGGAUUGCAGGCUGAUGGUUCAGUCAUCUCAGGAGUUGAAAAUGCUUGUGGUGGGAUUAUCAAAAGCAGUAACAAUGAGUGGGCGUUGAGUUUUAGAUGCAAAAUGGUGUGCCCACCAACUGUUAACUGAAGUAAAUAGAAUUAGUAAAGGUCUGGAAAUUUGCUAGAAUAGAGGAAUGCACAAAGUUGAAAUCAUUACUGACAGUGCUCAAACCUGGAACUUGUUGACUGGAGAAUAUAUUAGUGAUCAAUCUUAUCGUGAUGUUAUACAGGAAGCUGGGAAGCUUAUUGAUAAAAUUUGGGGUGUAAUAUAUAGAUUUAUAUAUAGGAAAUACAUUUUGGAGGCUGAUAAGUUAGCAAAACUGUCCCAUGACUUAGAUGUCAUUUUUUGCACCUUUGAUCAACUUCCACGUCAAUUUGGAGAGGUGAAGAUGAAGAAAGGUCAUAGAUUUUUUCUUUCCUUGUAAUUUUUUACCUCAUUGUUUAAUGAUAGCUUCAGUUAAAAAGACCCUGAAGUCUGAACAGUCCCUUUUGGAUGCAAUUCUGUUGUAUUCUUUCAUUGAUUAAUGAAUUUCCUCCUUUGCACUUAAAAAAAA